UGCAUGAAACCGGGAGAUCAAAUGUUGACUUCCCUGCUCGUGGUAUUUGUCGUGAUGGGACUGACGCGAAGCUAUUAUGCACUGGGGGACUGGGAUAACUAGGGGCAAGUCGCGAAGAGAGAGCAAUUUAUUACCUGCUUUGAAAAUGUCAACACGUCGAAAGGACACAUGAUUGCUACCGACAAUAACAACAACAACACGCCUCGCAAAGUUGUUUCGUCGUUCUUGAUGAUUAAAAGACACCGAAUCUCCAAGAUUCCAGCCUCAUAAGGCCGUUAUUCCAAUUAUAGCUACGGCAUUUGUUGCGCGAUCUUUAAACCGUUUUCUGACGACAGACAACAACACAACCUUAGAAACCUUGUACAACAGCCACUUUUCCUCCCAGCUAUGUCUGCAGCGACGAAGAAACCUCCGGCUAGUACUGGACCUCCAGGACGAAGACCUUCAACAGAUCCUACUUCAACAUCGCCAUCGCGAACCAGCACUCCGGCGCGUUCACCGACACCCUCAUCGGCAACAGCCAAUGGUGUCGCACGAGCGCGAUCAGUACGGGGAGGGACUCCAGUAUCUGCUCGCGCAGCAAUGCAACGACCUGGCGCCGGCGCUUCGAAUCUCAGCUCGACGAGUACAGCUUCUGAUGCGGAGGAUGACGCUCGGGCAGAGACGGUCGCUUUACUAGAUGAUCUGAAAGAGCGUUUGAGGAAGACCGAGAAUGCAUCCGAGCAAUUCCAGAAACAAGCCCAGGUUCUACAAUCGAGAUUGGAUGAAGCUCUAGCUGAACAGGGAAAGCUGGAAGAGAAGCUCCAUGAGAAUGAGGAACGAUUGGAGACGCUCGAGAAUGACAAGCGCGAUGCUCUUAGACAGAAGCGGGAGAUGGAGUCGAUUUACGAGGCUGAAAGAAGCUCAAUGACAAAGGAGAGGGAGGAGAUGGCCAAUAGGGAAGAGGAGAUGCAGACUAUUAUACAAAGAUUAAAGGAUUCUUUGAACCAGAGGUCGAAUGUGGACGAGGAGUCACGUCUUUCAAGGCGAUCAAACAACUCUUCACCUAGCAUUGAAGGCGGCCAAUUCGCACCUCCCUCUGGCUUGAGUCGCAGCGACUCUCGCAAUAACUCGAAACUCGUGCUACAAAAAGACCGAUUGAUCGAAUCUCUACGUUUGGAAUUGGCCGAAGCACAAAUCAAGUUGGUUGAGUCGGAGAAUAUGGGCGGUGGCCGAAUGCGAGAGGUAGAACGAUUAUUACUCGAAGCACGAAUGACAAACGCACGAUUGAUGGAGGACAACGAAAGUUACCAGCUUCUGCUGUCAGAGAAGACUUUAACUGGAGAUUUCGCAAAGAGCGAUUUUAUGGGAAGCGCUUCCCACAAUGCCGAUGCGCUCAAUGCCCUUGAAGGAAGAUCAUCUGCACCAAGUCUGGCGGACGAGCUAUCGGAGGCAGGAGAAGGAGAGAGUGAGAAUUAUAGACGUUUGGAAGCGGAAUUGAAGUCUGCAAAGGACCAGAAUAAGGCAUUGACCCUGUAUAUCAAUAAGAUCAUUGAGCGCCUGUUACAACACCAGGAUUUCGAAGCUAUCUUGGACCAAUCCUCGGAUUUCAAACCUGGUGGAGCCGCGAAUAUUGACAAAGAGCUGCCACCACCCCCACCAAAGGAAGCCAGCGGUGCCUCAAUCUUGCAGCGUGCCAAGUCAGUCGCAAUGGGAGCUGGCCGGCGCCCACGUCCUCAAUCUCAGAUGCCAGCUUCUCAUUCUGCUUUGAAUGAUCCAGAUACAGCUCCAAGCAUCCCAAUUGGUCUAGGCAGAUCGUCCAGCUUCCGCCAUGGACGACCAAAGAGCGAGCAGUACACUGGUGGAGCAGCAAAUGUGGUAAACCAGAUGUAUAGAGGUGGGCAAACCUCACCGACUCUCACUGGCCCGCAGACACCACGUCACUCGCAAUCAUUUUUCGCCCCUCCACUCCAAGCUGGGAAUCCAAAUGCAGCUCAUCGCGUGCCAAGUACGGGACAGGUGCCCACAGCUGGUAACUUCCCAGGUAUGAAGAGCGAAACGAGCAGCACGAGUGGUGACAGUGGGGAUGUAUCGACCCCGCCGAGCAACAGUCCGCCAAGAGCAGAGAAGGCAACCACUUUCGCGGGUAACAAGCCGAGACCGUUGAGGUUAGUGCAGGAUCAACAGGACAGCAGGAGAACGAGUGGGGAGGAUGCUGCGAACAAGAGAGCUAGCUGGAUGGGCUGGAUGGGCGGUGCAUUUAGUAAGAAAGAUGAUGUGGGUGCAGUCGAAGAGAGCAUUCAUGAGUAGAUCUCUUGGGAGCUUCUUGGACGAAGAUGCAUGGAAGGUAGAAUGGGAUUGCAUAUAUGGAGUGGUUGACCAGCAUUUGAAGGACGUACGAAGCAACGAAUGGAAAGGAGCAUAAUUCUGGGGCUUUUACCUGGCACGUACGAUAAUUAGACCUUUCCUUUCUGUUGGACGGAUAGGUUGGUUGGAUCUACCUGGGUGCAUGAUGGAUUCGCUUGGUUGGAUGUCUACCUACUACUGUUCAUGUUCGAUAUUACUAAUACCCUGCAUGGCGGGACGAUUAUGUUUCCCAUCCAUCUUCAACAACGGCUGCAGAUCCUAGGGGAGUUUAAACCGGAUGUUUGAGAUAGCUGGUCAAGAUAGUCUAAUUUCCUCAUCUCCAAU
Mollisia scopiformis is the source of this 2670-nucleotide messenger RNA. RefSeq lists its product as uncharacterized. NCBI's taxonomy places the organism in Eukaryota, Fungi, Ascomycota, Leotiomycetes, Helotiales, Mollisiaceae. The transcript is spliced from 2 exons. The record is from RefSeq and is a predicted model, not a curated record. Bases 388 to 2289 code for a protein of 633 amino acids.